AUAAUUUAAUCGGGUUAGCUCACAUUAGCUAGGAUUAAUAAGGAACUGCAAAAUACUUAACGAUUGUCAGUUAAUCCAUGGAUCUUUGUUUGUAAAGGUCACUGGUUAAUCGUGCGUUUUUACGGAAUGGAUGCUAUCGAUGCAUGGAGAAUAAGAUUUCUCAGUAGCAUAACUUCCGGUUUGCGCAAACAACAGCGCUCCGGUGAAUAUUGCGACGUCGCCAUAAAGGUCGAGGGCGUCGUUUUCCGAUGCCAUAAAGCAGUGCUAUGCGCAGCGUCGCCCUAUUUUACGGCCAUGUUUGCGCACGACAUGAAAGAGUCGCGUGAUGCAGCGGUUACACUGCACGAAACUAAGGCGGAAAUGUUUGAGCUUUUAUUGGACUGCAUUUACGACGGGGCAAGCAUUGUGACGGAAGAUAAUGUGCAAGACAUUUUAGAAAUUGCGACUUUAAUGCAAAUAGACAUUCUACUGGAAUACAUUGAGGAAUAUUUCAGACAAAUCAUCACAGUUGAAAAUUUUGUAGACAUUUGGUAUAUGGCAAAGAAAUUCAGCUGUCAAAGAUUAGAAAACUUUAUUUGGACGUUUAUGACUGAUAAUUUCGUCGCUCUGAGCGACAGUGGAGAUCUGUCUCUGCUACCACUAGAGACAAUGGAACGGUUUCUUAGCGACGAUUCCUUAGUGGCGAAGUCAGAAGAUCUUAUCUGCGACGUUAUUUUGCGAUGGUUAUCUGCGGAUGUAGAAAACAGACGAGAAUACGCGCCAAAACUUAUAACACAAAUGCGUCUUCCUCUCUGUUCUUCAGAAUAUAUUCUGCAACAGUUCAGUAAAGACACGUGUGUAAACCAACUUCCAGAGGCACUUCCAACAAUUAAGCAAGCGCUCAAGUUCAAAAUGUUCCCCGCCAGAAAACAGGACUCCACGUCAGUACAAACGACCCACAGACGAACAAGUGCCCAAGAUGACGUCAUGGUGGUCAUUGGCGGCACAGACACUUCCGAGUAUUCGGGAACCGGCAUGCGAUGCUACAGCUUCCUGCGUCGAAAGUGGUUUAACUUGCCGUCCCUUCCGCAGAAUGUAGGUCCCCAUUACGCCAUAUGCACCUACGGGGACGAUAUUUUCGUGUCCGGUGGUCAGUAUCACAGGGAAGCCUUUCACAGAUUUCAGUCCGCCACGUGCGCGUGGGUCGCCUUGCCGCAGCUUCCGUCAGGGCGUUUCCAGCACGCGAUGGCGUCCGUAACUGACGUAAUAUACGUCAUAGGCGGUGACGGCAGCGUUGAUAGUACGCUAAUCUACGGCUAUAACGUUUCAACCGGAAGUUGGAAUGUGUAUUGUGAGAUGCCGGACCGCAUCCCAUAUGCUCACGCAGUUGCCUUUAACCAAAGUGUUCUAAUAUACGGAGGGAAGGCCUCUGAAUCCCAGCAAUCAGACUACGUGUUCACCUUCGACACUUUCAGAAAUCAAGUUACGCGGAUAACAUCUCUUACGCUACCCGGGCCUGGAACCAAUGCGGUUAUGUUCGACAGUAGCGCUUACAUUAUUGGAACCGACGGAGCGGUAACCAAAGUGACACACGACUUCGAAAAACACGUGGUUAGGACUAUUGAAAACUUCAACCCCAAGAGGUUUGCUUCAGUCCAAUACCGGGGCAUAUUGUACGUCAUAGUAUGUUCCCCAAACUUACGCGGCUCUUCAUCCGAGUUUCCAAAAGUACUUGUAAUAGAUCCGUCCAACGAAAUGAGCCUCCUUGAAACGAUUCUGGUUCCCCCCGCCACUCCACGCGGUGCUCCGUGGCUUGGUAGCGGAACCAGGCUCGCUUCCGUGAAAAUUUCGAUAAGUAAGCACCAUCUAAAGGAAGUGUAGAGCCGCGUGCAUAGGUAGCUUAGAGGGACCUUUUCACAGAUUUUUGCAGAUAUUGAAGUUUGUAAGUAAAUGCUUUUUAUCCUAUAACCAGAUGAAAAUCGAUAGUAUAACAACGAUCGCAUAAACUUUACCUUUAUACCAUCGCUAUUUUAAGACCAUGGUUUUCCGAUCUCUAUCUUAAGAACACUAUAUGUUUCAAUGUGACGUCAUAGCAAAUGAUGACGUUGAAGUAAACAAACACUUCGGAGUCAACUUGGAAAACCAGCGCUGUUUCUUUGAAUUUUAAAGUAUUUUUACUCUUUUUGAACGAUAAACGACCACAAAAUUAUAGGAUAAAUAGAAUAUUAUGUGAGUUUGGGAUAAAGAUCAAGUUUAUCAUGCUCGGCACGAACCAUGUUAGCGCUCGGCAAGCCUCGCGUUACAUCGGUUCUAAGCCUCGCAUGAUAAACUUGAUCUUUAUCCAAAACUCACAUAACAUUCUCUAUAUAUUGAUAAAUGUAAACAUUGGAUCUAAAAAGCUACAGUAAAAAAAAAAAACAAGAAUAAAAUAAAAGAAAGAAAAAAGUAACCCUGAUCUGGGCUUGAGCCAAUGAUCCCUGGAGAAAAAGUCUAACGCUUAGACCACUCGGCCAUCCAUGCUCAUACAAUGAUUGGUGUAUUUUAUACUUUAUAUAAGAAAUCCUCGUUGUGUCACAAAAUAUAACAACAAAAAAACACUUUAAAUUAUUCAAUCGUUUCGCGUUGAAACGCUUUAAAUUUUUUAGGUUUU
This is a messenger RNA of Dreissena polymorpha, 2629 nucleotides long. Its product is annotated as kelch-like protein 21. The record is from RefSeq and is a predicted model, not a curated record. The transcript is spliced from 2 exons. NCBI's taxonomy places the organism in Eukaryota, Metazoa, Mollusca, Bivalvia, Myida, Dreissenidae. The coding region runs from base 127 to 1860 and encodes 577 amino acids. Gene Ontology annotation, molecular function: protein binding.